AUGUUAUUUGCUGUAAUGGAUUUUGUAUAUAAACCUAUGUAAUCGUUGUUGAAUUAAUAUCCAGUGUUGUUUGCUCUAAAUAAAGUUAAAAUAAAGCUUCAAGAUGGUUGAUACUACUGCUGAAAUAAUGACCACAGAUUCAAUGCAAGAAUCUCAAUGUUUAUACGGACCACAAGACCGAGCCCCGAACUCAAGUGAAGUGAUACAGCAGAUUGCAGAUAUGGGCGCAGGAGCAUAUGUUUAUAUGAUGGUGCCUGUUGUAUUGUUCACUGCAUUGUCAAUAAUAUAUGUUGAAGAGGCAGUUUUUCUAAUUCAAAAUACAGAUUUCUGGAGAAGAACUCAACACAAAUUGUGGAUAUUAUCUGCUUUUCCCGUAAUAGCCGGACUAUGUGUUGUCGGACUCUUCUUUCCUCGUUCUUCACCUACAAUUCAAAUUCUAAUAUCAUUUUACAAUGCGCUUUGUAUGAAGAAAUAUGCUGAUCUUGUACUACAUUAUUAUGGCGGAAAAAAGAAAAUGGCAGAAAUAUGUAACGAAAUGAAAGUGAUUCCAUAUGCUUUCCCGUGCUUUAUGUGGUUCUGUUUUCCCAAAAUCGUGAUGAAUGUACGCAAUAUCAGAAUUAUGCAGUACUUAAUAUAUCCAGUCACAGUAUACCAACCAAUCGUCUUUUUCAUUCUAACUGUACUGUGGAACGAAGAUUUGGGAGGCACAUCAAUAGCUCCUCUUCUGACAGUUUUAAAUCUAAGUGUUCCCCUUGCAUCGUUUGUGGCUGUGUACGGAUUCGUUAUAAUGAAUAAAGCAUCAGAGAGACCACUGAGAAAUUUCAGAAUUAGAGGGAAAUUCGUGACUGUACAACUUAUUCUGGGAAUCAACACGGUGCAAGGAGUCAUCCUGUUGCUCAUGGACAGAUUUAGGGCAGUACCAUGCACCUUUCCAUAUCAAAGUCCAAGACCUGGAUUCAUGCUUCAUUUAUACAUAUUUCCCAUGGAAUUGUUUCUUCUAUCUGUGGCCGCGAGAUUUGUCUUCAGAGUAUCUGAAGUUGGCAUAUUGCCCAUUCCAGAACCAAGAGAUAACUUUGAUGAAAUCAAGGUCGAUGAUGGUGAAGAAAUAGACGCUGUGGCUCCUCAUUCUAAACGCCGAGUUGAUUGCGACGGAGAUUCAGAUUACAGAUCAUCAUCAGACAGACAUUCAUCAGUAAACUCUGGAACUGCAGGAAAUUUGACAAAGAAGCCUUAUGAAAUUACAAGCGAUGUAGCUUCUGAUACUUCCAGUAAUUCAGUUCGACUGAAACUUUAUAAUAAAUCAGCAUCCCAUAACACACCGACAGAUUAUAUGCACAACACAUCCAUAUAGAAAGAUCUUCAGUGCACAAAAUUUAAAAUUUCAGAACGAUGGCGAUGGCAUUGACCGUCAUUCAUGGCAUCUGAUAAUGGGCGAACAUUUAUCCAUGACGCUCUGGAAGUGCAUGGGUGCCUACGUUAUUUCGCCUACGAAUAUUAAACCUUUUAUUUAUACCCAGUGGAUUAUUAUGUUCCUCAAAACAUACUCUAUUUUAUUGAGACUGUAUCAUCAAAGUGUACCACUGAUGCAUAUACAUUGUUGUUAUUGUUUUAUUCAAAUUUAUUCGUAUCAUUGUGUAAGGCGAUAUAUUUAUUUUUAUAAUUUACAAUACUUUUUGUAAUAAAUUUAUUGCCCACAAGCAUCCUCUAAAAUUAUUUGUAUUUUUUCUCUUCCGCACCUUUUCAUUUAUUGCAAUUUAAGUUCGCAUUCAUACAUUGCUUCACGCAGCACGCCAUAUUGCAUUGUUCAUUAGUAUAAUUGAUCAGUAUAUAUGGUUCCAAUCUCAUAUUAAAAUAUAUUUACAUUC
Molecule: messenger RNA, 1865 nt
Organism: Styela clava
Lineage: Eukaryota; Metazoa; Chordata; Ascidiacea; Stolidobranchia; Styelidae
Product: organic solute transporter subunit alpha-like
Source: RefSeq, a predicted model, not a curated record